This is a messenger RNA of Aplysia californica (California sea hare), 1229 nucleotides long. RefSeq names its product vesicle-associated membrane protein 7. Gene Ontology annotation, cellular component: membrane; SNARE complex. Lineage: Eukaryota; Metazoa; Mollusca; Gastropoda; Aplysiida; Aplysiidae. Gene Ontology annotation, molecular function: SNAP receptor activity; SNARE binding. The record is from RefSeq and is a predicted model, not a curated record. Gene Ontology annotation, biological process: exocytosis; vesicle fusion.
CGAAGUGUGUCUGAGGACAAACCAGACCAGGUCACUAAAGUACAAGAUCAAGUGGAAGAGCUGAAAGGAAUUAUGGUCAGAAACAUAGAUCAACUGGCAGAGAGAGGGGAGAGACUGGAGUUGUUGGUAGACAAGACAGAGGACCUCAGUGCUAAUUCGGUCACUUUCAAGAAAACGAGUCGGAACUUAGCAAGAUCACUGUGGUGGAAAAACAUCAAACUGAUGGUCAUUAUUGGAGUCAUUGUCAUUCUGGUAAUUUAUUUCAUCAUUUCUGCUUCCUGUGGUGGUUUGGACUGGCCAUCCUGCACAUGAGACCAACCUCUCUUCAUGCCGGAGCUUCAGGAUCUGACCUGUGGAAUUGUGAAUGAAUGAAGGCAUGUCUGUUAAAUGUUGCGGUGUAUCAAUGAUAUUUAACACAUAUUAAGUAUUUGAGUACUGUACAUUUAUGCCUCUUGAAUUGAUGCUUUUUUGUGUUUCACAUUUUUGUAUCAUUUGCAGUUGGAAAGAGCACUCAAGCCAUUUUAGAUCGAAAAGUGUAAGUGGAGACGGUCCCUUGUUAAUUUUUAAAAAAGUAUUUUUGCUACAGAUGUAUACCCGUUAAUAGGACAUAUUAAGUGGCUGAGAAAAAGGUCAGUUUGAAAGCUGCCAACCCUCAUGUGGAGGAGAGUGGAUUGAUUGUGAAGGAAGAGUGAUAAGUAAUUAUCAUGAGUGUCUGUGACCAGGCUACUAUAAAUGAAGACAUUUGCUUGCAGAUUUUGUGACAUUUGUGUAUUAUUUGCAGACCUAUAUUUCUCUCAGCUGGUUGGUUUAUUUAUCGUCUGUGAUGUAGUGAGGUAAUUUGGGAUUUCUGUCAAUUUAUUAGUAAACUUCUGUGGUAAUGAGAAUCUGUCCCAGUGAAGAAAAAGCAAAUGACUGCCAGUUUCUGUACUUUUUGUCUGGUUUCCAUUGUAUAAAAAUUCUGUUGUGACUGACAGAAAUGACCCAACUGCUGUGAUGACUUUUUAUAAAAGAAACAACUCCAAAUGACUCAUUACACAGGAGUUGAAAAGGGAAGAAAACCCAGUCCAGUACAAGUUAUUGUAGCAAGAGGCACACCUUGUUGGCCUCUAGCUGUUUGUGGUCAGAAAGUUAAGCUGUGUUUCUUUUUUAGUUUUUGUCAACAGUUAAGGGUAAGUGAGAACAAACUUAACUUUAAGGUGAUCUUUGUAGGAUGCUACGGUUUGAAAAAA